Molecule: messenger RNA, 957 nt
Organism: Colletotrichum graminicola M1.001
Lineage: Eukaryota; Fungi; Ascomycota; Sordariomycetes; Glomerellales; Glomerellaceae
Product: twin-arginine translocation pathway signal
Exons: 2
Coding region: 1-957 (318 amino acids)
Source: RefSeq, a predicted model, not a curated record
AUGCCUUCAAUGAAGACCGCCCUCGUCGCCUGCCUGGCCGCAGUGGCCGCUGCCGUCCCUAUGGGACCCAAGUUGAACGACAAGCAGAUGGAGCUCUACAGCCUGGCCAAGAGGCAACAGGCUCAGGCUAGCGCUGCCGGAUUGACCGACAUCGACAUCCUUCAAUUCGCCCUUACCUUGGAAUGGCUCGAGGGAACCUUCUACCAGCAAGGUUUCCAGAAGUUCCCCGCUCAGGACUUCCUGGCUCUAGGCCUGUCCCAGGAGCAAGUCAACGACCUGCAGCAAGUCGGUGCUACUGAGCUGUCGCACGUCUCUCUCCUGCAGUCAUCCAUUGCUCAGGCCGGCACCCAGCCCGUCCAGCCCUGCCAGUACAACUUUGGCUUUACCGACGCUAAGAGCAUGGUCGCCACUGCUGCCAUUCUCGAGAACGUCGGUGUCUCCGCCUACCUCGGAGCCGCCCCUCUUGUCAAGGACAAGGGCAUCCUCGGCACUGCUGGCUCCAUCCUCACCAUCGAGGCCCGCCACCAGACCUUCAUCCGCGCCGCCUCCAAGCAGAUCGCCAUUCCCCAAGCUUUCGAUGCCCCUCUCGGUAUCCGCGCCGUCUUCUCCCUGGCCGCUCCCUUCAUCACCUCCUGCCCUCAGGGAUCCAACUUGGCUCUGCAAGCCUUCCCCAAGUUGACCAUGACCUCUCCCGCCAGCGCCUCUGCGGUCGCCAUCGGUGCCCCGAUCAUGCUCCAGUCCGACGCUGCUGCCCAGGCCCAGGCAUGCGCCUUCACCACUGGUGGCGUCCUGCCCGGCGGAACCAUCUUCGCCCCCUUCAACCAACAGCAGGGUUGCGUCGUUCCCCAGGGUCUCAGCGGCAUCACCUACGUUUCCCUUACGAGCCAGUCCCCGAUGGCUGGCACGCUCACCGAUGAGAUCAUUGUGGCUGGCCCCAUGGUGCUUACUGUCUCGUAA